AUUGAUUACACAGACUACUCAUACGCUUCGCAGAGACGAGACAAGACGAGCAUUUGUGGUUAAAAAGUAUAUAAAUUGUCAAUUUGUUUCGAAAACAACCGAUCGUUUUGAUAGAUAAGACCCUUCUUCCUUGGCUGGGAUCAUUUAGAGCCAUUUGAAGCUGCAUUUACACUGCAUUUUAAAAAGUUCAAAGUUUGGGGCACUAUUGAAUUCCACUAUAUUGAGAACAAUCCUAAAAGGUUUUCCUCAAGAAAAUUAAUUUCAUAUCGACUGAGGAAAGAAAGACAUGAAUAUCUUGGAUGACAAGGGGGUGAGGAAGUGGAAGUGUGUUGUGGAAGUGAACUUCUCCUUUAAGGCAACAUCCAAUGACAGAGACCACUGGGAUCAAGUUAGCCCAGUGAAUGGAGAGAAGUAUUUCUCAGGUCCAGAUGGAGGAGUAAAAGUACCUCAGACAGGGGGCAGAACUCCAGUCAGACCCAGAUGGGAGCAGAAUUUUGGACGUCCAGUCUUUCCAGAUCCAGUGGGCCCAUUGUAUCCAGAUGGACGUGAGCAACACGCACAAGAUCCAUCUAACAGCUCUCCAUUUGGACAACAACCUGCAUUCCCUGGUCAAAAUAAAGGAGACAGGAGGAGCGAACAAUGGCGAAAAGAUGGAAAACCACAGAGGAUUGGUAGAGCUGGUAGACCAUUGUACAAACUGGAUAGAAUGCCAACACACCCAACCCAGGAUCCAGUAGAUGGGGUUAGAGAGAAUCAAAUGAAUCCAGUCUUUGGAAAACCCCUGAGUCCCAACAUGAUUGACAACAGGCAGUUCAUACCAAUCUUCAAAGCUGACAAUGUCACUUUGCAGAAUAUUAGUGCUUUCCAUCUAAAGGAGGGAGAGAAUGUGUUCCUCCUACCAAAAAGCAAAAGCCAGAUGCAGCCACCAAAAAAGGCUGGAGUGAAUAGGCCUCAGGAACUGGGGUAUGGUUUCUCCACCUUUGGCCCUCAGCCUUAUGUGAAGCUCAUCUUCAACCCAAACGCAACGCCAAGAAUCUCAUUUGAAUAUGGCAUCACACAGCUUCUCCCUGCAUUCAUGAAGGCGGAGUGAUCAUGGAACAAACUGGGAAAGAGCCAUGCACAAUAAUCACACUGGUGAACAUCCAGCUAUUACAUAAUUCAGCAAUAGAAGUUAAACGCAUAACAUAGAUAUUAUUGUUAUUAUUUUAUUGUUAGUUCAUGUAGAUUUAUGGUUGUUCGCUCUUAGUUUGCUGAAUUUUCUUCUUUAAUCAUUACUGUUGAGAAUCUGUUCAAUAAAUA
Labeo rohita (rohu) is the source of this 1299-nucleotide messenger RNA. RefSeq lists its product as uncharacterized. The record is from RefSeq and is a predicted model, not a curated record. Bases 287 to 1090 code for a protein of 267 amino acids. NCBI's taxonomy places the organism in Eukaryota, Metazoa, Chordata, Actinopteri, Cypriniformes, Cyprinidae. The transcript has 17 exons.